Molecule: messenger RNA, 1038 nt
Organism: Pichia kudriavzevii
Lineage: Eukaryota; Fungi; Ascomycota; Pichiomycetes; Pichiales; Pichiaceae
Exons: 1
Coding region: 1-1038 (345 amino acids)
Biological process (GO): purine ribonucleoside salvage
Cellular component (GO): cytosol; nucleus
Molecular function (GO): adenosine kinase activity
Source: RefSeq, a predicted model, not a curated record
AUGUCUUACGAUUUAGUCUGCCUCGGUAACCCGCUUCUUGAUAUCCAAGUUAAUGUUGAUAAGGAGUAUCUUGACAAAUACAACCUUAAGGAAAACGAUGCGAUUUUAGCUGAAGAAUCACACAUGCCAAUCUUCAAGGAAAUUUUAGAAAAGAAAGAUGUGAUUCUUGUUGCCGGUGGUGCAGCCCAAAACACUGCCAGAGGUGCACAAUAUGUUCUACCAGAGAACUCUGUCGUUUACUUUGGUUCCGUUGGUAAAGAUAUCUACGCAGAUAAGUUAAUUGAGGCCAACAAAUCAGUCGGGUUAACUACCGCUUACAUGGUUCAUGAUAACAUCGCUACUGGUAAAUGUGCUGCAUUGAUUAAUGGUCUCAACAGAUCCUUAGUUACUGAUUUAGCUGCAGCUAACCAUUUCAAACCAAGUCAUCUUGAAAAGGAAGAAAACUGGAAACUUGUUGAAGGUGCAAAGGUAUUCUACAUAGGUGGUUUCCACUUAACCGUCUCUCCAGAUGCUAUCAAACUAUUGGGUAAACAUGCAGCAGAGACAGGUAAAGAUUUCAUCAUGAACUUCUCUGCUCCUUUUAUUCCAGAAUUCUUUAAGGACCCAUUAAACGAAUGUUUACCUUAUGCAGAUUACAUCAUUUGUAACGAAUCUGAAGCUGCUGCGUACGCUAAAGCACAUGGUUUGGAAACACAAGAUUUAACUGAAAUUGCUAAACAUGUUGCUCAAUCUCCAAAGGUUAACACUAAGAAGCCGAGAACUGUCAUCUUCACUCAAGGUACCGACGCUACUCUUGCUGUUGCAUACAAUGACACUACAAAGGAAUUUAACAUCCAAUCAUUCCCAGUCCAUGCAUUAGAUGUUUCCAAAAUUGUGGACACUAACGGUGCAGGUGAUGCGUUUGCAGCUGGUUUCACUGCUGGUUUAGUCCAAGGUGAAGACUUGUCAAAAUCUGUCGAUAUGGGUCACUGGUUAGCUAAACUAUCUAUUCAAGAAGUAGGUCCUUCCUUUCCAUUCCCAAAGCAAUCCUACGCUUAA